Molecule: messenger RNA, 1248 nt
Organism: Stereum hirsutum FP-91666 SS1
Lineage: Eukaryota; Fungi; Basidiomycota; Agaricomycetes; Russulales; Stereaceae
Product: methionine aminopeptidase
Exons: 13
Coding region: 15-1163 (382 amino acids)
Biological process (GO): proteolysis
Molecular function (GO): metalloaminopeptidase activity
Source: RefSeq, a predicted model, not a curated record
AUUCCUCUACUACCAUGAGCGGUACAGUUGCCUGCCAAAGUGCAAAAUGCCCGAACGGCCACCCUCCUUCUAAACUGGAGUGUCCCACCUGUCACAAACUAGGGAUACAGGGCUCGUUCUUCUGCGGACAGGAAUGUUUCAAGGCUGACUGUAAGUCUGGGCAAAAAUCGCACAAACGUGUGCACGACAUUGUCGCUCCACGCAAGCCUUUGCUGGACGAUCCUUCCAUUAGCAAAAGUGGCGAUGGUACAUUCAAUCCCUUCCACAACUUUGAAUUCACUGGCAGCAUGCGUCCUGUUUACCCCCUUUCUCCUCGACGGAUAAUUCCCGAGCACAUAAAAAGACCAGACUAUGCUGAAAGCGGUGAACCCACUUCAGAGGUCAAGGGUGCUGGGCGGCUCCGUAUUUUGACACUGGAGGAGCAAGAAAAGAUGAGAGUAGCCUGCAGGCUCUCGCGAGAAGUGCUUGAUAUCGCCGCAUCCCAUGUUCGUCCCGGGAUCACCACCGACGAGAUUGACGCCAUUGUACAUGAAGCUACUAUCGAAAGGAACGCGUACCCAUCGCCCCUGAACUACCGAGAUUUCCCAAAAUCUGUCUGCACGUCUCUAAAUGAAGUAAUUUGCCACGGUAUUCCCGAUCAACGGAAACUGCAGGAGGGAGACAUCAUCAACAUCGAUGUGUCACUCUAUUAUGACGGAUUCCAUGGAGAUGUCAAUGCUACGUAUCCUGUGGGCCGGAUAGAUGACGAAUCUAAGAAGCUCAUCCGUACUACGAGAGAAUGUCUUGACGAGGCCAUCAAGCUCUGCAAGCCAGGUUUCCUCAUCCGUGACAUCGGGAAAACGAUCGAACCCAUCGCCCGUGCCAACGGCUGUUCUGUCGUGCGAAUGUAUACCGGCCAUGGAAUCAACGAACUUUUCCACUGUACGCCCUAUCCUCCGCACUACGCAAAGAAUAAGGCUAUCGGGAUGAUGAAGCCCGGGAUGACAUUAACUAUCGAGCCGAUGAUCAAUAUUGGGAGCCACUGGGACCUAGUCCAUUGGCCGGAUAACUGGACUGCUACGACCGUCGAUGGAAAGAAAAGCGCGCAAUUUGAGGAAACAUUGCUAAUUACGGAGACAGGUGUAGAAGUCCUAACUGCUGGCAAACCGAUGGAGCUAUUAUAGCUGUAGUAGUCGGUUCAGGCAUGUAUGCUUUGGUCAAACAACCCUGUGUCAACAUCCAAUCGAUCCGCCGACCUGUUGCACCAGC